AUGAUGUUACCAAGCCCGGUCACCUCCACCCCUUUCUCAGUCAAAGAUAUUUUGAACCUGGAGCAGCAGCAGCAGCAGCAGCACUUCCACGGCGCUCACUUGCAAGCGGACUUGGAGCACCACUUCCACUCCGCGCCCUGCAUGCUGGCCGCGGCCGAGGGCACGCAGUUUUCUGACGGCGGGGACGACGACGACGACGACGAGGGCGACAAGCUGUCCUAUUUGAACUCACUGGCCACAGCCGACGGCCACGGGGAGUCGGGGCUCUGUCCCCAGAGCUACGUCCACGCCGUCCUGCGAGACUCGUGCAGCGGAUCUAAGGAACAUGAAGAGGAGCCCGAGGUCGUGAGGGACCGGAGCCAAAAAAGCUGCCAGCUGAAGAAGCCUCUGGAGGCGGCGGGAGACUGUAAGGCGGCGGAGGACAGCGAGAGGCCGAAGCCGCGCAGCCGCCGGAAGCCCCGGGUCCUCUUCUCGCAAGCCCAGGUCUUCGAGCUGGAGCGCAGAUUCAAGCAGCAGCGGUACCUGUCGGCGCCGGAGCGCGAGCACCUCGCCAGCAGCCUGAAGCUCACGUCCACCCAGGUGAAGAUCUGGUUCCAGAACCGCAGGUACAAGUGCAAGAGGCAGCGGCAGGACAAGUCCCUG
Miniopterus natalensis is the source of this 642-nucleotide messenger RNA. It is a transcript of the gene NKX2-3, whose product is annotated as NK2 homeobox 3. Gene Ontology annotation, molecular function: DNA-binding transcription factor activity, RNA polymerase II-specific; RNA polymerase II cis-regulatory region sequence-specific DNA binding. The record is from RefSeq and is a predicted model, not a curated record. Gene Ontology annotation, cellular component: nucleus. Gene Ontology annotation, biological process: cell differentiation; regulation of transcription by RNA polymerase II. NCBI's taxonomy places the organism in Eukaryota, Metazoa, Chordata, Mammalia, Chiroptera, Miniopteridae.